UGGUGUAAAGUCAUGGAUGCAGGAUCUUCAAGACUUGGCUUAUGAUUUAGAGGAUGUGUUGGAUACAUUUGCUACACAAGCUCAAAUUUACGAGUUGAUGCUUAAGGAAGAUGUGCACGGCCGUGUUUUGAAGAAUAACGACCCCAAUUUUGCUAGUUCACCUAGCAAUAAUAUGGUGCAAAGCAUUGUUGUUAGUGGAUCGAAAGCUUUGGAGCAUCUGUCAUUCAUGUUCAAUCCCGGCCAAGAUUUAACAGCAAAGAUAGAAGAGAUUAAUCAGCAGUUGAAAGAAAUUUUGAGCCAGACUAAGGGCUUGGGGCUUUCUGUACAUUUGAUGCAGCAACAAGUUGAACCUCCAACAGCAGGACGAGGAUGGAAAAGCUGGCGGGAAUCAACUUCUUUGUUAUGUGAGCCAUUUGUUUAUGGGCGGGAAGGUGACAGAAAAGAGAUCAUAAGUCGACUAUUGAAUGAUGACAACUCAAUAACCGGUAAUAACUAUGUUGUAAUUCCUAUUGUUGGAAUAGGAGGCAUUGGUAAGACAACUCUUGCUCAGCUCAUCUAUAAUGAUGAGGAAGUGGAUGUGUUUUCUGUAAAGGCAUGGGUUUAUGUAUCUCAAGUGUUUGAUGCUAAAACAAUAACAACAUCAAUUAUUAAUUCAAUCACUGGUGAAAGCAACACUUUUUGUGAUCUUGAUCAAGCUCAAGUACGAUUGAAGAAAGUGCUAACAGGUAAACGAUUCUUGAUUGUGCUUGAUGAUAUAUGGAGUGAUACAUAUAGUGAUUGGGAUGUAUUACGAACCCCAUUAAGAGCAGGAGCGAAGGGAAGUAGAGUUGUGGCUACUACAAGAAGCCAGAAAGUUGCCUGGAUCAUGACUCCAAAGCUGAAUAGUAUGAUUUUGUUGGAGGGUCUCUCAAAUGAUGAUUGUUGGCGUAUAAUUGUACAAAAUGCAUUUGAUGAUGCUGGUGUUUCUUUAAGCCCAAAUUUUUGCUUAAUGAGAGAUGACAUGACAAAUAAGUGCAGAGGCCUACCCAUGGUAGCGAAAGCUCUUGGAGGUCUUUUGAGGACUAAAGUGGAGGAGGAUGAGUGGCAAGAGAUUCUUCACUGUGAUACUUUGAGGAUGAGCGAGAGCAGGGUAUUAGAGGUAUUGGAGUUGAGUUUUCAUGACCUCCCAUCACAUCUGAAACGGUGUUUUUCUUAUUGCUCCAUUUUUCCAUAUGAUCACGUAUUUAAAGAGAAGGAUGUCAUUUUAUUGUGGAUGGCUGAAGGCUUUUUACCUGAAAAUGUAGGAAGCAAGCAAAUGGAAGACAUAGGCCAUGAUUAUUUUCAUGAUCUAGUAUCACGAUCAUUUUUUGAACCGAGCAUAAAGGGAUCAGAAUACUUCAAGAUGCAUAGCCUACAAACUGAUUUGGCCAGGGAGGUUGCAGGUAAAUUAUGCUUAGCAAUAAAGGAUUGUUCAGUAAAUAAAGAUUGGCAGAAGGCUUCUUGUAGAGCUCGAUAUAUAUCCUUCUCUAAACUAGAUGAACCUGAAAGAUACACUGAUACCGUUUCCUUGAAGGUCAGCCACUUUCGUACUUUUGCUCAUUUUGACAAGCAUAUAUUUUCUGGUUCUUCAAAUCGAGUACUUGAUCUAAUAGGAAUGUUUCAAUGCAUGAGGGUGCUACUGCUACCUCACAUGGGACUUACAAUAUUUCCAGAAUCCAUAGGCGAUCUUAAGCUCUUACGGCUUCUCAAUCUCUCAUACAAUAAUAUUGAAGAAUUGCCUGGAUCCUUAAGCAACCUUGUUAAUCUCCAAACUCUGUUGUUGAAGGGUUGUGACAAACUUCAAAAGCUGUUGGAAAAUAUGAGAUGCUUAAUCAACCUUCGUCAUGUGGAUAUUGAUGGCACCUCUGUGCAUGAGAUGCCGUUGGGGAUUGGGAAUCUGACAAACCUGCAAGCAUUGAACAAUUUUUUCAUAGGAGCAAAUGCACCCGUUAUAAGAGAUUUGAAGAAUUUGAAUCAUCUUAGGGGAAAGCUAACUAUAACUGGCUUGGAAAAUGUGUUAAGCUCCAAUGACGCAAGAGAUGCAAGGCUGUAUCAGAAAUCAGGUCUUCAUGAGCUAGAGAUGGUAUGGGAUUGGGGAAACUUUAUUAACGGGGUUGAUGACAACACUAGAAUAGAUGUGCUUGAUCAAUUGGAGCCUCACAAAUCUAUCAAAGUGUUAACUUUGAGGAACUAUAAAGGUGUGGCAUUCCCAAGAUGGUUGGGAGACCCUUCUUUUACUAAGAUGGUUAUUAUAAAGCUAGUAGGUUGUGAGAGAUGUGAAUCUUUACCACCACUAGGGAAGCUGCCAUCAUUGAAGGAGCUUGAGGUUCAAGAAAUGCGUGGUCUUAAAGUCAUAGGUUAUGAUUUUCAUGGUGUUGAUUGUUCAAAUCCUUUUCCGGCAUUAAGAACUAUGAGGUUUAAGUCUAUGACUUCUUGGGAGAGUUGGUUACAGUCAGCUGAUAACAGGGGAUUCUCUUGCCUUCAAGAGCUUUCAAUCAAGGAUUGUUCAUCUCUACAGCAAUCUUUACCUUCAUGUCUCCCUUCACUACACACACUAGAGAUACAACGUUGCAAGCAACUCUAUGCCUCUCUUCCAAGCCUCCCUCGACUCCAAAAGUUGAUAAUAGAUGAUUGUUCAUCCCUUGUCAUGGUUGAUCAGCUACCUCUGACCCUUCGGCAAUUAGUAAUCUCUAGUUGCCAGAAACUACAGUUCGUGGAAUUCAGGGAAUCAUAUUCUUCUUAUGAUGGAAAACUUACUCUGGAGGUUCUGGAGGUUGUCAACUGCCAAUCUCUGUUAACAUUGUUGAGUAAAGAUCGCCUCAAAACCCUUGAAUCUCAUAGUUCUUUUCCCACUUUAGGAUUAACAGAGAGAGGAAAUAUUUCUUCUUCUGAUCUUUCACUAUUUGAAGAAGGUUUGAGUCCAUCAAAACUUGCUAACCUCACCAAGUUAACAAUAAGUGAAUGUCCCUAUCUCAUCUCAUUUCCGGAAGAUCUUGUUCUCCCUGGCCUACGAAAUCUUCUGAUAUCAGUUUGUCAAAACCUAGAGUCCCUCCCGAAUCAAAUGCAUAACUUCACUUCCCUCCAAGACCUUAUUCUUACAAAUUGUCCAAAAAUCCACUACUUCCCAAAAGGCGGUCUACCCAUGAAGCUGAUUUCACUCUACAUGGAUGGACUCAACAUUGAACAACCAAUGCAAGAAUGGGAGUUGCACAACCUCCAUUCUCUUGAAAAGCUCUCAAUAUCCGAAAUUGGGUGCUCUUCAAAUUCAGUAUACUCAUUCCCAAAUGGGGAUAUUCGUCUUCCCUCAUCAUUAAUUGGAUUAGCCAUCAGUGGUUUCAUAAAUGUGAAAUCAGUAUCUUGCUUGGGUACUCUAAAUCUCACAUCCCUCUAUGUUAGGGGGUGUCCAAAUCUUGAAUGUUUUGUUGACAAUUUUCUUCCUCCUGAACUUAGAGAAUUAUGGGUUGUUCAGUGUCCUGUGCUGAAACGUCGAAUGGAAAGGGAUCCUCUUCGUCACACUCUAUCAUGCAUUACUCAUCUCCGUUUUUGCUAGUCUUUUGAUGUCCCUGUAAUGAUAAGAUGAUACCAUGUGAAUACGUGACUAUAUCAUACAUCCCAACUAUGCACUAUUUUUUAAUAUGUUGUUCAAUGUCUUUCCUACUUUGUCUAUUGUUCAAGUCUUUUAUUGCUUUUUAUUUUCUUGAUUUCAGAGUACUGCAUUUCUAGAAUGAACAGAAUGUAAAUUCCAGAAACUAGCAUUACAGAUCAGAUAAACUGAUUUGAAAAAAUAUAUGACGUCUG
Molecule: messenger RNA, 3816 nt
Organism: Chenopodium quinoa (quinoa)
Lineage: Eukaryota; Viridiplantae; Streptophyta; Magnoliopsida; Caryophyllales; Amaranthaceae
Product: putative disease resistance protein At3g14460
Exons: 2
Coding region: 17-3568 (1183 amino acids)
Biological process (GO): defense response to other organism
Molecular function (GO): ADP binding; protein binding
Source: RefSeq, a predicted model, not a curated record